AUGACUAACUCUACACAAACUUCAUAUUUCAUGUUUGCUGCCUACUUUGACACUGGGCUGUUUAAACACUUAUGUUUCUUGAUCGUCAUGUGUCUCUACAUGUUGAUUAUCUGUGCCAACGUCCUGCUGAUUGUGGUUAUCUGUGUGAACAGAAGCUUACAUGAGCCUAUGUACAUGUUUCUGUGCAGCCUGUUUGUAAAUGAACUGUAUGGUAGUACAGGGUUGUUUCCAUUGCUGCUGCUUCAGAUCCUCUCUGACAUUCACACUGUUUCUGCUGCAGUCUGUUUACUACAGACAUUUUGCUUGUACUCUUAUGGAGGUGUAGAAUAUUUAAACUUAGCCGUCAUGUCUUAUGACAGAUAUCUUGCUAUCUGUUAUCCUCUACAAUAUAAUAUGCAAAUGACAUCUCAUAAGAUUGCCGUGCUUAUUGCGUUAACAUGGUUAUACCCUUUGAUAGUGUGCAUUUGCAUGAUAUUUAUGACUUCCUCUUUACAGCUGUGUGGGAACAUCAUAAACAAAGUUUACUGUGUCAACUACUCUGUUGUGAAGCUGGCAUGCUUUGACACCAAUGUCAUUAAUAUUUAUGGACUCAUAACUUCUUUUGGUACAAUCUUUGGUGCUUUAAUUUUAAUCUGUUACACGUAUAUAAAGAUCCUUAAAGUUUGUCUUUUGGGUUCUAAACAGACCAGACAGAAAGCUGUCAGUACCUGCACACCUCACCUCGCCUCUCUGCUCAACUUUUCUGUUGGUGCUUGCUUUGAAAUAGUUCAGAACAGGUUUGAUAUGACUGGUGUUCCCAAUAUGUUGCACAUCUUUUUAUCAUUGUAUUUUCUCACAUGUCCUCCCCUCUUUAACCCUGUGAUAUACGGCCUUAAACUGUCUAAAAUUCGUGUGACAUGUAAAAAUCUGAUUUUAAACGUAGGCUGUUAG
Epinephelus moara (kelp grouper) is the source of this 930-nucleotide messenger RNA. Its product is annotated as olfactory receptor 52E4-like. Gene Ontology annotation, cellular component: membrane. Gene Ontology annotation, biological process: G protein-coupled receptor signaling pathway. The coding region runs from base 1 to 930 and encodes 309 amino acids. Gene Ontology annotation, molecular function: olfactory receptor activity; G protein-coupled receptor activity. The record is from RefSeq and is a predicted model, not a curated record. NCBI's taxonomy places the organism in Eukaryota, Metazoa, Chordata, Actinopteri, Perciformes, Serranidae. The transcript has a single exon.